AUGCAGUCAGAAGGCAGUGGAUCACACCCUGAACCGUCUGAAAGUGAGAAAAGUCACUUCAGCAAGUACGGAAAGCUGACACGGGGAGGCUUACUCGGUCAAAAAUCCAAGGAACGGACGUACUUUGACUCCGGCGAUUUCGCUCUUUCCGCCGCUGAUCGCGUGACCGACAACGGCGCUAUUCAAACAGGAAAAGCGCAUCCCCAUCGGGACAGCAUUUCGCAUCCUUAUGCACCUAUCCCGGCCGCUAGUAAUGUUGACAAGGAUGCCAUCGAAGAUUUGUAUAGGAAGAGUGCGAGUCCCGAGAAGAGUCCUCCUUCGGCAAACCAACAUUGA
Messenger RNA from Aspergillus affinis, 336 nucleotides. RefSeq lists its product as uncharacterized. The coding region runs from base 1 to 336 and encodes 111 amino acids. Lineage: Eukaryota; Fungi; Ascomycota; Eurotiomycetes; Eurotiales; Aspergillaceae. The transcript has 3 exons. The record is from RefSeq and is a predicted model, not a curated record.